Molecule: messenger RNA, 2153 nt
Organism: Solanum stenotomum
Lineage: Eukaryota; Viridiplantae; Streptophyta; Magnoliopsida; Solanales; Solanaceae
Product: rhamnogalacturonan I rhamnosyltransferase 1-like
Exons: 8
Coding region: 576-2150 (524 amino acids)
Cellular component (GO): cytoplasm
Source: RefSeq, a predicted model, not a curated record
GCGUGUUCUCAUCUCUCUCUCCUCUCUCUUUCUCUCUCCACAUUCACAUUUUCUCUUUUUCCCUCUCUCGUCGCCGGCGGCACCAGAUUCCGGCGAAACGUUACCGUCUCGCCGGAAAAUUCUCCAAAAUCUCCGAUACAUUUCACAUUUUUAUAGAUAUAUUUGAUUGAUCUCUCAUCCAUAAGGAAAAAAAGCUGAAUAAUCAGUUAGGGUUCGUUUUCCGUUAACACUCAAAGAUCGAACUUUUGGUUGAUUUUUUCCCCUAAUGUGGUUGAGAUUUAGGGUUUAUGGUGCUGUUUUGGGAAUCAUCACUCUCUGGAAGAUCUAACUGUUUAAGUUUUGUUUACGUUUCUGAAGGAUCAAAUUUCGUCCUGUUUUCUCUUGGUGCUCAGAUUUGAAGGAAUCAUCACGCUCACUUUCUUUUGUCUUUGAAUUGUGAGUGUUAGAUUAUUUCUUAAACUUAUUUUGGUUUAAUUUCUGACUGGUUUUGGAUACUACAUUAUCGACGAGGGAAAUUCAUUGCUGCCAGACUGAAGGGAACUUACAAGAAAGUAAGAUAAGGUUUUGGGCGGGAUAUGUGCAGAAUAGAGGGAGAAAAGAGUGAAUUUGACGGCAGAGAGAGGAAGAGAAGGAGGUGGGGAUUGAACGUAAUGGGAUUCAAAGCAGCUGCUUUAGGUGAUAGUCGUGUGGAGAAACUGAAAAGUUCUAUGGUGUCGCGGUCUAGAAUGAAGUUAUGGAUGAUAAGGGCAGCAACUUCGAUUUUGUUGUGGACUUGUGUGGUUCAAUUGAUGACUUUAGGGGAGACUUGGGGUCCUAGAGUUUUAAAGGGAUGGCCUUCUUGUUUCUCACAGGAAUCGACUGCUGCAUUUGCUCUCCAAUCGUCGCCGGAGGUCCCUGCCAGAGUUCUUCCACCUAAGAGGGUUUACAAGAAUAAUGGUUACCUUAUGGUUUCAUGCAAUGGAGGGCUGAAUCAAAUGAGGUCUGCGAUAUGUGAUAUGGUUGCUAUUGCAAGAUAUUUGAAUGUGACUCUCAUAGUUCCUGAGCUGGACAAAACCUCGUUUUGGGCUGAUCCAAGUGAAUUUCAAGAUAUUUUCGAUGUUGAUCAUUUUAUAACAUCCUUAAGAGAUGAAGUCCGAAUAUUGAGAGAGCUACCGCCAAGACUUAAGAGGAGAGUGGAGCUAGGAAUGCUUUACACGAUGCCUCCUAUCAGUUGGUCUGAUAUUUCUUACUACCAUAACCAGAUUCUCCCCUUAAUUCAGAAGUACAAAGUUGUUCACUUAAAUAGAACUGAUGCUCGGCUUGCUAAUAAUGGUCAACCGAUGGAAAUGCAAAAACUGCGUUGUCGAGUAAAUUUUGAUGCCUUGAAAUUCACCCCUCAAAUAGAAGAGCUGGGUAGAAAGGUCAUUCGACUUCUCAGGCAAAAGGGUCCUUUCAUGGUUCUCCACCUGAGAUACGAAAUGGAUAUGUUAGCUUUCUCUGGCUGUAGUCAGGGAUGUAACGAGGAUGAGAUUGACGAGUUGACAAGAAUGAGAUAUGCUUAUCCAUGGUGGAAGGAGAAAAUCAUAAAUUCAGAUUUGAAAAGGAGAGACGGUCUCUGUCCUUUGACACCUGAAGAAACUGCCCUUACUUUAAGGGCAUUGGACAUUGAUUCCAGCAUACAAGUUUACAUUGCCGCUGGCGAGAUAUAUGGUGGACGAAGGCGAAUGGCUAGUCUUGCGGCAGCUUAUCCCAAUCUGGUUAGGAAGGAGACACUACUAGAACCUUCCGAUCUUAUGUUCUUUCAGAAUCACUCUUCUCAAAUGGCUGCAUUGGACUAUCUUGUUUCAUUGGAGAGUGACAUCUUUGUUCCUACGUAUGAUGGGAACAUGGCCAAAGUUGUUGAAGGACAUCGCAGAUAUCUUGGCUACAAGAAAACCAUCUUGUUGGACAGAAAGCUUCUAGUGGAUUUGAUAGACCAGCAUACUGCUGGAUCAUUGACAUGGGAUGAGUUCUCUACUGCAGUUAAGCAUGCUCAUGCUGAACGUAUGGGCAACCCAACCAAGAGGUUGGUUAUUCCAGACCGACCCAAAGAAGAGGAUUAUUUCUACUCAAACCCAUGGGAGUGUUUAGAAUCAUCUAAUGAGGAUGAAACACGAAGUAGCAUCAUUUAAAUC